GCCUACGUGUGCUCCGUGAACUUGAACGGCUUGCAGACCGCCUUUACGGUGUGCCGGGAGUCCUGCCCCGCAUCCAACCGAUCCAAGUACCGCUGCCGGGAGAAGCCGUCGCGCUACGACAACGAGACGGCUGUGGACGCCGAGGUGGCGGACUAUGCCACGGAGACGAUCCCUUUUCAGCUGAGCAACCUUUGUGUGCCCAUGGAGAUGCAACUGAUGAACCACCUCUUCGCGUACCACGCGAAGGAGGCUGCAGAGGUUCGCAUCUACGUGGUCCUCAAACGUAUGAUUGUGCCACUGCUGGUUGCGUCUAUGCUGCACGGAGGGGUCGGUCCCGUCGUCUGGUUUUUGACGGCUUCUUUACUUUGCACUGUUAUGAAUUAUGGCCUCCUGCCAGAGUCCAGGUGUGGAGGGUUUAGGGAGAAGGCUCGUUAG
Molecule: messenger RNA, 435 nt
Organism: Symbiodinium sp. CCMP2456
Lineage: Eukaryota; Dinophyceae; Suessiales; Symbiodiniaceae
Source: the annotation of a GenBank genome assembly